Messenger RNA from Phalacrocorax carbo (great cormorant), 2479 nucleotides. Lineage: Eukaryota; Metazoa; Chordata; Aves; Suliformes; Phalacrocoracidae. The record is from RefSeq and is a predicted model, not a curated record.
GUGGGCCUAUCCCGGGGCCUGCCAGGACGCCUGCCCGCCCCGGACCCCCUCUCCUCCUCCCCAUCCCCGGCGGCUCGGCCAUGGCUUCCCUGCUCUGCCUCCUCCUCCUCGCCACCGCCACCGCCACGUCGCCAGGCCGCCUGGUCCCCUACGACCUGCUGUACGCGGACGGGGUGCGAGCGUACUUUGCCCGGGACUGGGGGCGGGCGGCCGAGCUGCUGCAGCGAGCCCUCCACAGCUACGCGGGGCUGCGGGCGGCCCGCCGCGCCUGCCGCACCGCCUGCUGCCGGGAGGCGGCCUUCCUCGGCGGGCCGCUGGGGACCGGGCCCUGGGAGGCCGCCCUCUUCGGCCGGGUGCUGCAGCGCGCCGACUGCCUGCAGCACUGCCUGGGGCGCCGGCUGGGCGCCGCGCCCUCCGCCUACCGCGCCAGCCAGGCCAUCCGCCGGGACUUCGACCAGAGGGAGCCCUACAACUACCUCCAGGUGGCCUUCUUCCAGCUGAAGAAGCUGGAUCAGGCCGUGUCUGCUGCUCACACCUUCUUCGUCGCUAAUCCCCAGCACCUCCAAAUGCGGGAGGACAUAGAGAAGUACCGUCGUAUGUCAGGGGUGAAGUCGGACAACUUUCGUGACCUGGAGGCCAUGCCACACUGGGAAGCAUAUGAAGCUGGGGUGCGGCAUUACAAUGCAGAUGAGUACCUACAGGCUGCGGCCAGGCUGGAGGAGUCACUCACAGAGGCACUGUCAGCACUGGAAGAAUGUCGUGCCCUGUGUGAAGGGCCUUUGGAGGAUGAGGACGAGGAGGAGGAGGAGAUGCAACCUGGCCUGUACGAAGCCAUUGCAGCCCAUUAUAUUCAGGUUUUGAAGUGCAGACAGCAGUGCGUCCUUGAAAUUGCCACAAAGCCUGGGCGUAUUUCUGCCACGGAAGAUUUCAUACCAUCUCAUCUUGAUUUACUGCAAUUUGCCUAUGAUCAAGCUGGGAACCAGGCACUGGCUGCUGAAUGUGCUGCUUCCUACUUGCUCUUCUAUCCCACGGAUGAGCCAAUGUUGGAGAAAAUGAAACAGUAUCGCACAGAACUGGGAGAGGACACAGCUGUCACAGCUAGAGAGAGUAUUCAACAUUAUGUGCAGAGAUCCUUGAUGGAGAAGAAGUUGAUUUAUUAUGCAGUGGAGCAUCUAGGAGGAACUUUUGACGACCCUGAUCUUUGGACUCCAGAUGAGCUGAUUCCUGAAAACCUAAAGGAGAAACACAGAGAGGAUCAGGAGAAGGAAAAGCAGGAAAGUCUGGAUGUGGAAGAGAGGGAGAAGAGGGAGCCUCAUCCCAGUAGGCUGGACCUGUUCUGCUGCUGCGAUCCACAGUGUCCUUUGCCUUUUGAGGGUAUUGCUGUCACAAUGGAUUCCCGCCAGAUGAAUGGAACCCAGAGGGUUGUGUUCGACAGAGUGCUGACUGAGAGUGAAUGUAAGGACCUUCUCCGGCUGACAAAGGCAGCAGGAGAAGCAGGAGAUGGCUACCGGGCAAGACGGUCACCUCACACCCCACAUGAGAGAUUUGAAGGGUUAACCAUUUUGAAGGCCAUGCAGCUGGCCCAGAAUGGGGAUGUGGACUGGAGAGACGCCAAAUUGCUUCUGCAGGCCAGUGAGAAAUCACGGAAAAUCAUAGAGUCCUAUUUUACUCCUGGAAAGAAACUCCAUUUCUCAUUCACACACCUUGUAUGCCGCACGGCUGUAGAUGAGGAACAGGAAGGUCGCAUGGAUCUUAGUCAUCCUGUCCAUGCUGACAAUUGUCUCUUGGAUCCUGAGGGGCAAGAGUGCUGGAGAGAACCACCUGCCUACGUGUACAGGGACUACAGUGGCAUUCUCUACCUCAAUGAUGACUUCCAAGGUGGGGGCCUGUUCUUCACUGAAAUGGACACCGUGACUGUCACAGCUGAGGUGCAUCCUAAGUGUGGGAGGCUGGUGGCCUUCAGCUCUGGCAAAGAGAACCCCCAUGGCGUGUGGGCAGUUAGCCGUGGGAGGCGCUGCGGCAUUGCUCUCUGGUACACACACUCCAAGGAGCAUGCUGAGCAGGAGCGGGUAAAGGCAGAGGAGCUGUUGGAGCAGAGGGCUAUGGAGCAGGACCAGCCUGAUGGAGAACGUCAGGGGGAUGAUCACAGUGGCAGAUCAUCCUCAGAGCUUCCUGAUCACAGUGGCGGAGCCAGGCUCACAAGCCGGAGACACAAGCCUGGCUCAAACAGGACGCAGCACCCCAAGGAAUUGCGGGCCAGAGAUGAGUUCUGAGUAUGCAGGAUCCUGGGGGCAGGCCUGGCACACACUAUGGCCUGGCAGGUCUUGGUAGCACCAAGACUUCAGAGGCCUGGAACAGUGUAUUAGCAUGCUAGAGCCAUAGUGAUGGGGAGGGAUGCAGCUUUCUUCUCUGUGACAUCCCAGCAGCUGAAAAAUGGGAACAGGGACAGAGUAUUAAAGUCAGUGACACCAGGAACUUU